AUGGCAUCCAACAGAACUUGUCCUGUUUGCUCCGCCUGUCCCGACCCAAAGGCCUGGAAAGGCCAAUUAAUCGAUGGCCUCCUUGGGAUGGGUUUGUGGACUAUGGUGUGGAUUAUCCGGUUCCACGCGCUGCAGGUCCGACUAAAAGACUCGCAAAUGAUCAUCAAAAUGGCAUCAAAUGGAACUUGUCUUGUUUGUCCCAUCUGUCCCGACCCAAAGGCCUGGAAAGGCCAAUUAAUCGGUGGCCUCCUUGGGAUGUUGGCGCUGGGUUUGGUUUUGGGGACUGUUGUCUGGAUUGUCUGGUUCCACGCCCUCCAGGUCCGGUUAAAGGACCCACAGAUGAUUAUCAGGGCAGAAUACGAGGAGGAGAAGAGGGCACAGAGACCUCCGUGGUGGAGGUUCUGGAAGGGUGAGUAA
Messenger RNA from Penicillium verrucosum, 417 nucleotides. RefSeq lists its product as uncharacterized. The record is from RefSeq and is a predicted model, not a curated record. The transcript has 3 exons. Bases 1 to 417 code for a protein of 138 amino acids. Lineage: Eukaryota; Fungi; Ascomycota; Eurotiomycetes; Eurotiales; Aspergillaceae.